This is a messenger RNA of Musca vetustissima, 1623 nucleotides long. RefSeq names its product probable ATP-dependent RNA helicase DHX35. Gene Ontology annotation, cellular component: intracellular anatomical structure; catalytic step 2 spliceosome. Bases 1 to 1623 code for a protein of 540 amino acids. The transcript is spliced from 3 exons. The record is from RefSeq and is a predicted model, not a curated record. NCBI's taxonomy places the organism in Eukaryota, Metazoa, Arthropoda, Insecta, Diptera, Muscidae. Gene Ontology annotation, molecular function: RNA binding.
AUGCAGAGUAUAACCGAGGAGUGUCUGCUCAAAGAACUGCUCAGCGACCCACUGUUAACAAAUUAUGGCGUUAUCGUUAUGACCGAUGCCCUGAAGCGGUCUGUUCUAACGGACACAAUACUGGCAAUUCUGAAGAAAAUCAUUAGAAAACGUUCAACGUUAAAAUUAAUUCUGGUAUCAAUGUCCAAAGAGGCAAAUUUCUUCAAGGAAUACUUUAAUGCCGUGAAAGACAAAAACCGCAAGGAUAUAAGGAGUGUCAUUGUCUCCAUUGAGGAGGAACAACAAAAUAAAGGUGUGGUGCAGGAUAUUUUAUAUCUGAAAGAACCCUGUGCGGAUUAUGUACAGAAAACCAUUCAAACGAUUCUCAGUAUACACACCCAACGGCCACUGGAUGGUGAUGUCAUUGCCUAUAUGGCUAGCGAAGAGGAUAUUACCAGUGCCAUGACCCUGCUGAGGGAUAGCGAAAAUACCAACAAUUUGAAUUACUUUAAAUUGUCACACAUGCGAAACGAAAGGGAAACCGUUUUCUUCCCCACGACCAAGGGAAAACGAAAUGUGGUCUUUACUGUGGAAUUGUAUCAGAAUUCUGUGUCACAAGAUCGCAUCUAUUAUGUUAUUGACUGUGGUUUUAUGCAAUUGAAGUGGUACGAAUCAUCCGAAAACCGUAACCAUUGCCUAACUGUACCGGUGUGUAAGCACACAGCCACAUUACGUAGCAACUGGAAGAGUAAACAUAGGAUGGCGAAAAUAUUUCGACUCUAUACCAAGGAAGAUUUUCAGACACUGGCCGAGAGAAGCGUUGUAGAGAUGCGUAGAACUGAGCUAAGCUCCAUUAUUUUGUAUUUAAAGGCGUUGGCCGUCAAUAAUAUACUUCGAUUUGAUUUUCCAUCAGCACCACCGGCCAAAAAUGUUCUAUCCACGCUGGAGAGUCUGUUUGCUUUAGGUGGCCUUGACGAUCAGGGACAGUUAACAGACCCACUUGGUUAUUUCAUGUCCGAAUCCCCUCUUUCGCCAGAAUUAAGUCGUUGUCUAUUCAAUUCCUCGGAAAUGUUGUGUUCCGAGGAAAUUGUAAGCAUCGUUUGUAUGCUGCAAAUUGAGCCGAUAUUUAUUAUGACCACCAAUAACAUUGCCGACCGUCAUAAACAGAUUGCCAAACGGAAAUUUGAAGCAGCAGAGGGAGAUCUAAUAACACUUUUGAAUAUUUACAAUGCCUUUGUCGAAAAUAUGCUGAGCAGAGACUUUUGCCGCAAAUACUAUUUGAACUACAGCAGUCUGAUGCGUGUUCAUAGACUGCGCGAACUCGUCAUAGCUUCGCUGUUUAAUAAAUACAACAUACGCCUAACUGCAUCUAAAUCGGUUGAGCAAAUUUUACGCUGUAUCGCAUCGGGUCUGUUUAUGAAAGUGGCCUAUUUACAUCCAUCGGGGGCAUAUAGAACCUUACGAUGUGCUUCCGAAGUCUAUGUCGAUCGUGAAUCGUCUAUUUUUUCCAUUGCUCAGCCGAAAUAUGUUGUCUAUAUGGAAUUGUAUGAAAGAUCGAAAAUAUUUAUGCGUAACAUAAGCGUAAUUAAGGAGGGAUGGUUGGAUGAACUUGCCCCACAUUAUUAUAAAAAAUUCAAUAAAUAA